AAGAUUAUCAAGUUUCUUUUCUACCAUAUCGGCUACCUUAGCUCAGGUGAAAACAGCAAGUCUUGACAUCCAAGCUAUCAACCACAAUGGACUCGCUUUACAAAGAGAAUUCUGCUUUGGUGGUUGAACCGGCUUACUACUCAGGAGGAAUCCCGGUAUUCACCCCCACCAUGAAGCAAUUUGAAGACUUCUACCAGUUUAACAAGGCAAUAAACAAGUAUGGCAUGCAAUCGGGCAUUGUCAAGAUUGUCCCCCCUAAAGAAUGGACCGACGGUCUUGCAGACAACUAUACCGAAGAAAACUUACUGUCGGUCAAGGUGAAAAACCCAAUCAUCCAGCAUAUGAAUUGCUCAGGACCAGGGGUUUAUUCACAACAGAACGUCGAACGGGCCAGGUCGUAUAGUAUAUUCCAAUGGAAAGAAUUAUCCGAAAAACCAAAUCAUCAACCUCCUGCUCCAAAGGGUAAAGUCAGGGGUUCAGUUGCAUCCAAGGCUGCUACAAAAGGUGCGGCUAAGAAAGACAAUCAAAUUUUGGUUGAGGCUAAUGAAGAUAUCGUUGCAAAGGACCAAUCAGUGAAGGACGGGUCGAGUGAGUCUAGUGAGGUGCAAGACAGAAGUAGAAGUAAUUGGAAUAUUGACUCGAUGGAGUUUGACCAGGAAAGAUGUGAACAAUUGGAAAGAAUCUACUGGAAAUCCUUAACGUACGCUGAACCAAUGUAUGGAGCUGAUGUUAUGGGAUCGUUGUUUUCUGAUGAUACCAAGAGUUGGAAUGUUGCCCAUCUUCCAAACAUCCUUGAUCUCAUGGAUGUGAGAUUGCCAGGGGUGAAUGAUGCAUACCUUUACGCUGGACUUUGGAAAGCGACAUUUUCAUGGCAUCUAGAGGAUCAGGAUCUUUAUUCCAUUAAUUACAUCCAUUUUGGGGCACCCAAGCAGUGGUACUCGAUCCCCCAAGAAGAAUCAGGAAAGUUUUUCGAUGUCAUGAAGGACACCUUCUAUGACGAAUAUAAGUCAUGUCCGGAAUUUUUAAGACAUAAAACGUUUUUGGUUUCUCCCCAAUUUUUGGAAAAACAUGGGGUACAGUGUAAUAAAAUCGUUCAUAAUGAAGGUGAAUUCAUCAUUACCUAUCCAUAUGGAUAUCAUGCUGGGUUUAAUUAUGGUUAUAACUUAGCGGAGUCGGUUAAUUUUGCUCUUGAUGAUUGGUUCCCCUUUGGUGAAAAAACCUCGAAAUGUGAAUGCAUUAGCGAUUCUGUUGGAAUCAAUGUUAAACAAUUGUUCUGCAGCUACAAAGGUAUUCCGUACGUUUACGACCCAACUCCAGGCUUGACUAGUGAUUUGGGCGAAGAGACAGAAGAUGAAGAAAUCAUGCCAAUAGAAAAGAAACCAGUCACCACUCGUAAGAAGUCGCCCACUGCUCAUAGAAGACAACCUGUGAAAAGAAAGAUAAAAGCAAAAUCUGAACCAACAACAAAAAAGGCUAAGAAACCUAUUAGCAAAGCUGAUAACACACCCAAGAUCAUCUCAAAUAAUGAAUGCUAUCUAUGUCCAAAUAAUUUGCCUGAAGCCUUGAAAAAAUCACCGAUCUUUCAACUUUUAAACUGCGAUUUGAUAAAUGAAACUAAACACAAAAAUUACCAAGUUCAUAGAUUGUGUGCUACUGCCUUUCAACAGUUUAUACAUAUAGAUACUUUGAGAGGUUUUGUGUCUGGAAUUGAGAAUAUUUCCAAAUCUCACACUAGCUGGAAUUGUAAUUUAUGUGAUUCAAAUGGUACCACUCUGAAAAGACCUGCCAAAUCGCCCCAAGUACCCGGAAUUUGUUUUCAAUGUGAUUAUCCAAAAUGCGGACGUACAUAUCAUACUACGUGUGCUUUAGGAGCCGGUGUUUUAUUCAAUAAUGAUUUCGAGAAAGGCAAACCAGCUGGUUUUUGCAAGUAUCAUAGGAACAAGAUCUCUAAGUUGAAUAGUGGCCUUGAUGAGAAUAUUGGAAAACUUUGCGACAUUCCAACAAACUCCUUGGUCCAGUUCACCUUUGGGAAACCACAACACGUCGGUGCUAUCCAGGGAAAAGACAUUCAUUGUGGGUUGGUGAUUUCAAACAAUGUAGAUGAAAACACCUUGGAUAUUUUAAUUUAUCCUGAUCUAAACGACCGAUUAGAAGUUCAAUACAAAGAUUUGAUUCUUGGCUCGAACACACAACCGGAUAACUAUCACUUAUUCAACAUCAUGGGAAAUCUAAGCACUUCAACAAAGAGACAUUCUGAUACUAGUAUUGAUUAUCUGGCUGAAAAUUUCCCCGAAACUCGGAAAGAAAGCAUUAUAUGCGAGGUACCUCCACCUUCAUUCGUACCGUCAAAUGUAAAUUAUACGCCAUCAAACUCAAACCAACAAUAUAAUCUUCCUGAUCAAAAUAGAAAGAAUAAUGACACUUUAAUGAAUGAUGACCCCCCCAUGGAAACUAACAAAUACUUAACCGUUGAUUAUUCAUAGUUAUGCUUCCUUUUGUAUAUUAAAAUCAAAUAACUUAUGUAUCUUUUAUUCGC
Hyphopichia burtonii NRRL Y-1933 is the source of this 2536-nucleotide messenger RNA. RefSeq names its product JmjC-domain-containing protein. Gene Ontology annotation, biological process: chromatin remodeling. Gene Ontology annotation, molecular function: histone H3K9 demethylase activity; histone H3K36 demethylase activity. Gene Ontology annotation, cellular component: nucleus. Lineage: Eukaryota; Fungi; Ascomycota; Pichiomycetes; Serinales; Debaryomycetaceae. The transcript has a single exon. The record is from RefSeq and is a predicted model, not a curated record. Bases 87 to 2483 code for a protein of 798 amino acids.